Molecule: messenger RNA, 2594 nt
Organism: Salmo salar (Atlantic salmon)
Lineage: Eukaryota; Metazoa; Chordata; Actinopteri; Salmoniformes; Salmonidae
Product: mucosa-associated lymphoid tissue lymphoma translocation protein 1
Biological process (GO): proteolysis
Molecular function (GO): cysteine-type endopeptidase activity
Source: RefSeq, a predicted model, not a curated record
AGUGAUGAGCUUUGUGGGCACUAUGUUGUUGAAUGCUGAGCUGUAGUCAAUGAAUAGCAUUCUCACAUAGGUGCUCCUUUUCUCCAGGUGGGAAAGGGCAGUGUGGAGUGCAUUUGAGAUUGCGUCAUGUGUGGGAUUGCGUCAUGUGUGGAUCGGUUGGGGCGGUAUGCGAAUUGGAAUGGGUCUAGGGUUUUCGGGAUGAUGUUGUUGAUGUGAGCCAUGACCAGCCUUUCAACAUGAAUAGUGAGGCAAUUUCGAGGUAGCACAGUGCAGUGAUGACCAGAACAGAUCAUACUUGAGGUUCAGAAGUUCUUAUUUCACCUUGAAGUGAUGAAAAGCAUGAUCAGAGACAUCGUCAUUGUGCAGCAUCCUGUUUCUGUGUAUGUACCACUGAACUAUAAGGUGACUCUGAGUGUGAGAGCAGAGGGAACCGGUAUCCUGAACUACCAGUGGUUCAAGUCCAGUAAAGAGGAAGUAUUUGGUGGGACCAGAGCAGAGCUGAUUGUCACAGCCCAGAGGUCUCAGCUCUACAUUUGUCGAGUGAAUGACCAGUUCUGCAACUGUGUGUUCAGUGAAUGGGUCAAAGUAAAGGUCCUGGACAUUGCUAAACCAGGUCUCCCAGUAGCAUGGCGAGGGGAGCCCCAUAUCGCUGUACACCCUGCACCCCAGACUGUCAGACAAGGGGAGAGACUCACCCUCAGCUGCACUGCCUUUGGCAUUCCCACCCCUCACUACCAGUGGUACAGAAAUGGACAUCCUCUGUUGGGCAAGACCACGGACACACUGCAGAUAGAGAAUGCAGAGUCAGACCAUAGAGGAACAUAUCUCUGCUAUGUAUCCAAUGUUCAAGAGGAGAGAUGGACAGAGGCAGCUGAUGUUGAAAUAGUGCCAGCUAAUCAACUCACAGCGACUGACAAAGUGGCCCUGCUUAUUGGUAACCUCAACUACUCCCACCAUCCGGACUUGAUGGCCCCCACUAUGGAUGUCCAUGAGAUGGCCAACCUGCUGCAGCAGCUGGGCUUCAGAGUGGUGUCUCUACUGGAUCUCACCAGGGAGGAGAUGCUGGCGGCCAUUGACAAGUUCCUUCUCCUGCUUGACAGGGGCGUGUAUGCCCUGUUCUACUAUGCUGGUCAUGGGUACGAACGUUUAGGGAGAAACUAUCUGGUGGCCAUAGACGCUCCACAACCAUACCGUCCAGAGAACUGUGUCUGUGUACAGAGGGUCAUGCGCAAGAUGCAGGAGAGACGGACUGCAUUGAAUGUGGUCUUACUAGACACCUGCAGAACAUGGUACAACCAAGAUUGCAUAGCUUCUGAAAUCAGGCCAUUGGUACCCAUGGGAAACACAGUGUAUGGAUAUGCCACAUGUGAAAAUGCAGAGGCUUAUGAGGUACAGGACGGAGGGAAGAGCACCGGAAUCUUCACUAAGUAUCUGAACAAGCACAUCCUGCAGCCAGAGAAAGUCACCCACAUCCUGGAGCUGGUGUCUGAGGAUCUGGGCAGAGACCCUUUCGUCACAGGCAAGCAGGCGGUGGAAAUCAAACACACGCUAAAGGAGCCUCGCUCCCUCACAGAUCCGAUCAGGACCACCGGCCACACUGGAGAACUCCAUCUGAGAGACGCCUGCUGGAGACAGGCCAACGAGCUACCACGUCAGAAGUUGCUUAUUUUCACCUGUGGAGUUGAGGUGGAGGUCAGCUUCUCAGCCUUGUUCUCCAACGUCAUGGUUGCUUUUGGCACAGUGAAAACCACUGGACCCAGAGCCCAGGACUGCACUAUCACUCUGAGGAGCACACCUGCAAUGGAGGAUAUAUUCUCUAGUCCUGGGAGGUCAGGUGAAAUGGACUCUCUGUUGCUAAAUAACUUGGUUGCUGAAAACCCUGACUGUAGCCUCAGACUUUGUGGCCUUCAAAAGCUUCAGGGAUCCUUAGUGAUAAAGGUGGACCUACACUAUACCUACAUGGACAGGAAGCUGCGGCUGCAAGAGAGCAAACAGCUGGACAUAGGGAAGCCUCUGGUGGCAUCCUGUGAUCUGCACAGGGGACAGCAAGCAAUGGUUGCCCAGAGACGAGAUGGUGCCCCUGCCCAGAGUAUGGGACACAGCCAUAUCUCACACAGCAAGCAGCGCCCACGUCAGACAUUGGGCCAGCCAGGCCACCCCUUCACUAAGAGGGCAGAGUGUGCUGCCAAAGUCCCCACUGCAAGGAGCAAUGAACCAGGGGAGAAUGAUGAGACUGAGCCUCAUGACUUUACCCAUUGAUUUCCCCUCUCCACGUCUAUGGAAAGAGGAUAGUCUAGUACUAGUGACUAGUGUAGUCCAUUGGAUAUUUGCUGUUUAGGCUUUAAUCAAUGUACAUAAUAAAAUCAGCAUGAUACAUUUCCUUUCUCUGGUUUAAUUCUAUCAGUUUAAUUGUGGUUAUAAGGUGUGUAUGUACUGUAUACAUGGGUGCAUGUGAGUUUGAGGAGAUGACAUUCUGGAUUACGUUCCUCUCAAUAAGCACUAUUGUUCUGUUCUCAGCAAGACACUCAAACAAAUGCAAUAUUUAUUAUUUAAAUGAUCACAGAAUGAAAUAAAUUACACAAUAUAAAUGGGAA